UUCCCAAGGUUUGUACAGUGUACACAAACCUCCCCGUACACUGUGGGUCAUUGCAUGAUAAUCAUUCAUUGUACUGCAGUACUGUACAAUUCCAACAGCAGUACGAUUGAACAAGAAUUGGCGGAUAAACAGGAGAUAAAUGCAAAUGUGGCUGGAGCAACUUUGCCGCGGAUUAUUCUUUACAUCUUUCAUGCAAUCUUAAUUACCUGUUAACCACAGAAAGCAUUAAGCAAGUGGUCAGGACAUAAUAUUACCUGGGAGGCUUUAUAUUACGCCACACCGUGUACAGAUGCCGUUCUACAUGCCAACAAGCGGUACAAGGAAAUUAACUACAAUUAAGACUUCGUAUGGUUGCCCAAAGUGGUUUGAUGCUGUGUACAACGCUGAUCUGGAGUACAUAAAGAAACAUUCAAAAAAUGUACAUAAGAAAGAUGACCUGGGAUAUACUGCUCUGCAUCAUGCUGCUAUAGCUGGAAAUGUAGAUGUUGUUUCUCUUCUCCUUGAACAAGGAGAAGCCGUAGAUGCUAAAGGGCAGGACGGAGCAACACCUCUAAGAUGUGCUGUACAAGAGGGCCAUACACGAGUGGUUGCUGUUCUUCUCUCAAGAGGGGGCAGUGUUCAAGAUAAGGAUGAAGAUGAGUUGACUCUACUACACUGUGCGGCUGAUGCAGGUCAUGAGCCGAUAGCUCGUCUUCUUCUCAGCACUGCACCCCAUCUGGCCAACCUUCAGUCUAGAUCUGGUUGGACACCUCUUCAUAGUGCUGCAGUUAUGGGUCAUCCUCAUAUAGUCAAUCUUCUUCUAGAAUACAGUGGAAAUAUAAGGUUAAAUCUUCUCCUAGAAUACAGUGGAAAUAUAAGGUUAAAUCUUCUUCUAGAAUACAGUGGAAAUAUAAGGUUAAAUCUUCUCCUAGAAUACAGUGGAAAUAUAAGGUUAAAUCUUCUUCUAGAAUACAGUGGAAAUAUAAGGUUAAAUCUUCUCCUAGAAUACAGUGGAAAUAUAAGGUUAAAUCUUCUUCUAGAAUACAGUGGAAAUAUAAGGUUAAAUCUUCUCCUAGAAUACAGUGGAAAUAUAAGGUUAAAUCUUCUUCUAGAAUACAGUGGAAAUAUAAGGUUAAAUCUUCUCCUAGAAUACAGUGGAAAUAUAAGGUUAAAUCUUCUUCUAGAAUACAGUGGAAAUAUAAGGUUAAAUCUUCUCCUAGAAUACAGUGGAAAUAUAAGGUUAAAUCUUCUUCUAGAAUACAGUGGAAAUAUAAGGUUAAAUCUUCUCCUAGAAUACAGUGGAAAUAUAAGGUUAAAUCUUCUUCUAGAAUACAGUGGAAAUAUAAGGUUAAAUCUUCUCCUAGAAUACAGUGGAAAUAUAAGGUUAAAUCUUCUCCUAGAAUACAGUGGAAAUAUAAGGUUAAAUCUUCUUCUAGAAUACAGUGGAAAUAUAAGGUUGUUGAACAACCAAGGGAAGACCUGCCUAGAUAUAGCCAAGGAUCGGAAUAAGACUGAAGUGAUCCAGAUCCUAGAACGAUGGGAUCACCAAUCUCAAGUCCGAUCCAGUUCUAUGGAUCAAACGGAAUCCAGUAUUCACCAAUCUCAGGCUCAAUACUCGGGUUCUAGUUCGAGUGAGAGAGAUGAAAACAGUUUAGAGCUUCUGUCACAACCAAUGCCUUCCAAGGAAUCUAAAGAAUCACUACGACGAAGUUUAGUGCGUCGCGUGCUUGAAUGCCCUGUUUGUUUAGAAGUUAUGAUAAAUAAAAAAAUCCUCCAGUGCAAGAAUGGUCACAACGUGUGCGACAGCUGUAGGUUCCAGUUAUUAACAUGUCCGCAGUGCAGAGUUGAAUAUUCGGAAAUGGAGGUUCGGAACCGAGGCUUGGAAGAACUGGCAAACUCAAAAUAAAUCCGA
This is a messenger RNA of Eurytemora carolleeae, 1891 nucleotides long. RefSeq names its product ankyrin-1. The record is from RefSeq and is a predicted model, not a curated record. The transcript has 14 exons. NCBI's taxonomy places the organism in Eukaryota, Metazoa, Arthropoda, Copepoda, Calanoida, Temoridae. Gene Ontology annotation, molecular function: protein binding. Gene Ontology annotation, cellular component: nucleus; cytoplasm. The coding region runs from base 290 to 1885 and encodes 531 amino acids.